Molecule: messenger RNA, 426 nt
Organism: Puccinia triticina
Lineage: Eukaryota; Fungi; Basidiomycota; Pucciniomycetes; Pucciniales; Pucciniaceae
Exons: 4
Coding region: 1-426 (141 amino acids)
Biological process (GO): protein peptidyl-prolyl isomerization
Cellular component (GO): nucleus
Molecular function (GO): peptidyl-prolyl cis-trans isomerase activity
Source: RefSeq, a predicted model, not a curated record
AUGACCGUGGCCGGAGCGGUCUUCUGCGGGAGAGAACUGCUCGAGAACUCACACGCCAAACUGCUCUUCCAAGACCAUUGGGCUAUCUUGGCGUCUUCCUUGGAGCUGCGCAAGACAUCCGAGUUUGGGCUGCCACGCCCAACCACAUCAGUCGCACCCCCGACCGACCUCUCAGCCGCCCGGCCUCGCCGCAACACCGCCUUUUAUCGAAAUGAGCGUCUUACGAGUCUGGGAGAUCUGGUGCUCGACCGCUGCCCGAAGACGGGCGAGAACUUCCUCAAGCUCUGCAAGACCUACUACUACAACUUCUGCUCGCUCUUCAACGUGCAGAAAGACUUCAUUGCCCAGACGGGAGACCCGACGGAUCUGGGCACAGGGGGCGCAGUCGAUCUGGGCGCGACUUCCGCCGAGCGGCUCAGCUGGUAA